Molecule: messenger RNA, 1170 nt
Organism: Durusdinium trenchii
Lineage: Eukaryota; Dinophyceae; Suessiales; Symbiodiniaceae
Source: the annotation of a GenBank genome assembly
AUGGCCCAUCCUUUGACUCAGGCAAUGGCCGCAGAGAACGCGCCGCAGCCCAGCAAGAUGGAUGUGAAGUCUGGCGAUGCAAAGAACAAGAAAAAGGUGAGUGGGAAAGCCCAUGCGAAGGCGGCAGGACCCGGAACUUAUUUUCUGCCCCCGCAGGCGCAGGUGUUACAGACAGUUCAGGUGCCAAGGCGCUUUCCUGGCCACUUUAUGCCUCACAGGUUGUGCAACCAUUGGAAUCUGCAGGGAUGGUGCAAGAAAGCGGAGACCUGCACCUUUGCCCACGGCGUUGAAGAGCUCCAUCCCGAUGUGCAAGCGCAGCUGUUGCAGCAGAAGCCGGGGAUGCCGCCGCCCACCGUCACGAAAGACGGUCGGUUGGUGGUCCAUGGCGUGACAAAGCCCGCCGGCAAGGUUGAAGUACCUGGCUAUCCGAUGCAACCGCUGCCCAACUUGUACGAGCAGAGCCUUCUCAACACGAACUUCGCCUUCAACCUCGCAGGUCCGCAGACCGUUCUGCCCCUGACAGCGACGACUGCGAUGGCCUCCAAGGUCGCGGCGCAGGAAAUUGGUGAAGAGGACGGAGCUCGCGACCGCUCCAGUUCUCCAGGCACCCCCAGCAAACGUCGACCAGCACCAGCGCCCCUGACGUUCGACGACUCGGACGAGACUCCUGGCACCGCCGUCCCCGCGAACCUGACGCGCAUGUCGCCCACGGUGCGUUACACCACAACCACGAUCCGAGCGCCACUGGCUUCGCCGAUGCGGGUCUCCUUGGUCUCCAGGUCGUUGCCCUCGCCGGUCUCCACCGGGUUCACGCCCACGGGGAUGGGGACCUCGGUGGCCACCUCGGUGGCCAUGGCCGCCCUCUCAACACCGAAGACGACGGUGCCCGCAGCGGUGCCGUCCCUGGAAAGCCCGGCGCGGGUGACCUUCAACCGCGCUCCCGGUGGAUUUUGGCCUACUUCGCCCGUCUCCGUGCUGCCGACGACACCUGUGCCCAUCGACCGCUCGACGCUCUUACAGGCACGGCAGGUGGCCGUGCGCAUGGAGCAGGGCCCACCGGGUCUGGCGAUGUGGGCACCUACGCCAACCACAAAGGCGAACCUCUUGGGCUUCCGAUAUCCUGAGCCAGGAUAUAUGUCAGUGGCACCACGAACACCCGGAGCAGCGUGA